Messenger RNA from Knipowitschia caucasica, 360 nucleotides. NCBI's taxonomy places the organism in Eukaryota, Metazoa, Chordata, Actinopteri, Gobiiformes, Gobiidae. The record is from the annotation of a GenBank genome assembly.
AUGUGGAGGCCUGUGAACAGCCCUGUCCCUCACAGAGGCUGGGUCCCGCUCUGUCUGGGGCAUCUACACCUGGAAAAUACAGAGAUGGGAAGCCAGUCUCCCCUCAAUCGUCCUCCUCUCACGCUCUGGUCUGAUGAUGAGUCAAAGUGCAGCUGCACCCUGAAGGAGGGAUGUCUGCCGAAGAGGAGGGAGAGGAGGGCGUCCGAAAGUGUCUGCUACAUGCCAGCCUACAACUGCUCUGCUCCACCCCGUAGUAUGGUGACUGCCAGGCGCAAUAACAACCAAUUAGAGGGUGGAUUCAUGGACAAAUGGACCAUUCCCAGAAGGCCCCACUUCCCCCGCUUUAGUCUCUUCAGCUGA